AGGCGCCCUGUCAGCUGCUGCGCUUUCGCCUCAGCUGCCACAUAGAGGCGUUGCAUGUCUACUGCUAGGCUACGCCUCCUCCCAUUGGUCCGUUUCUUUCUCUGGGUGGGACGUUCAGAUGGGCCAUCUUUAUAAAGUGGUACAUUGCCCCUUCAGUGCUUCAGUGAUACUGCGUGCCAGCGGUGGACAACAGUGCAAAAAAAAAAAAAAAAAAAAAAAAAAGCUCAAGCCGUAAACGAAAAGCAACGGUGACAGCAGUCCAUAUAGCCUAACUUUAAAAGUGACAGCGGAAGGAGGUGAAUUGAGUAGCCAGAAUUCAAUAUUAUUUGUCGGUCUGCGCUGGAACGUCCCACAAGAGGAACUUACUGAGAUUUGUCACACACAUUGUUGCGGUCCGCGUUUGCUGGUGACUGUGUAAAAAGCUACAGCAGCAGCAGCAGCAUCAUUCCUUUGGACUUCGAGGUAAAGUCUGACGUUUUCUGAACUUGACGCGCGCGUGUUGUGUGGCGGACUUUUCUCGACAUGUGAGGAAAGUUUUCGCUUUCUUCCCAUGAAAGCUUAAACUUUGUUGCCUCCAGUUAGAGGGAACUUAAAACACGGAGGUGAAGAAGGAUAUUUGAAGUCUCUGAUACUAAAAGGACGAUUUCUCUGCUUUACCUCAGUGAAGCGAGGACGAGUCAGGUUGGUGGUUUUGAAUUCACGAGUCUCAAGUUUCUGCCGCCCUGGCCAGUGAUAUUAACGCGUGAAUUUGACCUGGGAUAAGUUGUCAACAAGAGGCAAACUGGCUAGUGUAAGCGUACAUUUACAUGCAUGGGCAUACGCGUAUCUAUAAAUAGAAGCUCGUGCCUAUGUAUUAAACUCUGGCCACUCAUCUUCAUCAUUCACCUUCGUCAUAAUCCCAGUGAAACCCACGUGUGUCGCUUUGGCUGUUAGGGUAGGUGUCGUCGCAUGGACUGACAUGGCCACCGAUCUCGCCAUGAGCGCAGAUUUGCCCAACAGCCCUCUGGCUAUUGAAUAUGUCAACGACUUCGACCUUAUGAAGUUUGAGGUCAAGAAAGAGCCCCCGGAGGCCGACCGCUAUUGCCACCGCCUGCCCCCGGGCUCGCUGUCCUCCACCCCUAUCAGCACGCCCUGCUCCUCGGUGCCUUCCUCGCCCAGCUUCUGUGCCCCCAGUCCCGGGUCUCAGCCUGGGCAGAACCUCGUAAAUGGCGUCAACAACAACAACAGUGGCAACAACAACAACACCCAAGGUUCCUCGGGCAAGCCGCAGCUGGACGAUCUCUACUGGAUUCCCAACUAUCAGCAUCACAUAAGUCCAGAGGCCCUCAACCUGACGCCCGAGGACGCGGUGGAAGCACUCAUCGGUAACGCGCACCACCACCAUCACCACCACCAGCCCUACGAGGGAUUCCGCGGUCAGCAGUACGUCGGAGAAGACCUCUCGGCGGCCACGAACGGUCACCACCACCCGGUGCACCACCACCACCAUCAUCACCACGGCCACCACGCGCACGCGCGCCUCGAGGACCGCUUCUCGGACGAGCAGCUGGUGAGCAUGACAGUGCGCGAGCUUAACCGGCAACUGAGAGGCUUCAGCAAAGAAGAGGUGAUCCGUCUCAAGCAGAAACGGCGAACCCUGAAGAACCGCGGCUACGCGCAGUCGUGCCGCUACAAGCGCGUGCAGCAGCGUCACAUGCUUGAAAGCGAAAAGUGCACGCUCCAGAGCCAAGUGGAGCAACUCAAGCAAGACGUGGCGCGUCUCAUGAAAGAGCGGGACCUGUACAAGGAGAAGUAUGAGAAGCUCGCGAGCCGAACCUUUAACGGCGGCGGCGGCAACGGAGGCGGCAACACUCGGGACCCGUCCAACGGCACUCACGGCAAAACCACUUCCACGGAAUUCUUCAUAUACUGCACGGACCCUUCUACUUCAUAAAACCUCCGAUCUAAACAUGGGAUCAGGCAUAUCCUCCAAAGACCCAUCAGUUUUGGAUUCUGUAAAUUCGUAUUUGUUUGUUUCUUUCUUUUUUAGUAAUAGGCUUACUGCAAAGUCCGAGAUGUUAGAGACAUACAGCCGCAUCUUUAAUUGUUUUUCUUGUCUUAACGGAUUGACGAGUCUUAAUGGCGAUGAGAAAAUACUGGAAACGAAACUUCAGCUUGUGAAGAAACUUGGGAAGGAACAAUAAUAAUAUUUAAACACUUAUAAGCAAGAAAGGGAGAUAGCAAUACAUCCUUGACUUUUCUCAGUCAUGAACUGAGGUUGAGGGGGCUUGUGAACUUUGAGGGCCCUCAAGCAUUGCUCAAGUCUGCAUUACCCCACUAAUCCUGCAUGCGGGACAUGUAUGGUACUCCAAACGCGCCAGGUCCUUUCUCUCUUUUCCCCAUACAGCACUUGGAUGAAAAGCAUGGCCCUUAACCACUCUCUCUUCUCUCAUUUUUUUUCUUUUUUUUUCCGUUUCUUCUGCUCGACACAAACAGUGUGAAGGCGUUCCUGCGAAAUCACACGAAAUCAGUCCUUACAUUUUUUUCCUAUUGUUUAAAAGUACAGAAUAAGAACAAAGAAACAAAAAAACCGAACUGAGCCAGAGUUAUUUAUUCCCACUUGUACAUAUGUAGAGGUCGAUUGGUGUUAAUUUAACUUUCUUUUUAAAAGUCCUUUUUGCUUGAUUAUUUAAAACGUCUUAAUACGAUGUUUGUAUGUAGUAGCAUGCAAAUGACAAAGUUAUUCUCAUUCUAUUGAAUAUGUACAAUUUCAAAGGAAGCCUACUGCACUACGAUUCAAAGAAUUGGGAUUUAUAUAACAUUUCUUUUCCUCUGUGUUAAUCAAAUUGCUGUUAUGGUGGACAUAGUCGAUCUAAAGUGCAUAUAAACACAAGGACUUUAAUUGCUGCUAAUAUUCUAUGCACCAAAUUCGAAAGCAAUUAACAGAAGCUCUGAUUAUGUGAAUUUUGUACUUCAAAAUAAAUGAAGGUAUGUAGAAAAUUGGUUAGACAUGGAUAUUACACAAAAAUAAUAAGAUCAUCUCUUGAAAGUUAUUUUUUUUUCUUCUUCUUUUCUUUUCUUUUCUUUUCAUUAAUGACCGGGGUGAUAAACGACAUAAAACUGUCAACUUCAAAUAUACGACAACCGUCGUUAAUAAGGCUAGAAGGGUUGUUUUAACUUUUUAUGACAUAUUAAAAAACUGUAGUAUAUACUGUAUAAAGCAGUUGCCUAUUGUUUUGCAUUGCAACAUUGUGAUGAUAAUAGGCUUCAUACUCAAACUACAGGUAGAUGUCGCAAGACUAAAUGCGGAUAUAAUUAAACAAUAACAGAGAGACUUGUGUGCAAACUUGGCUAAAAGUAAACGUGCGCAUUUGAUUGACCAUUUGAGACUGAAGUAUAGCCCAUCUUGUUUCGGCUAAAGGAAAAAUUUGCCAAAGUGGAUUAUCUAAUGCACGUAAAUUAUCCGUUUUCAAAUUCUCUCCGACCUGUUUAUGCUUAGUUCCCUAACAAAUCUAUCGGCCAGACUAAUGUCUUCAAGUAUGCUCCUGUACCUGGGUUAGUAUGCUUGAUAUUCUCACCUGAAAACCACUGUUAACAUUGAUAUAUUAUUAUUAUUAUUUUUUUCCGAUAAAUUAUGAAUUAUGAUGCAGUUCGUUAUGAAGCAAUCUCUCUGUCUAUUGGUCUAAUUUGAGGCACAGCGGCUUGAGGUUACAUAACCACAUGUGCUGUCCUGUGUGCUGUCUUAUGUAAACAAAUACAUAUUAAAAUGGAAAAAAAAAAAAACUGUACAUAGCCUAUAAUUUCUAUAUAUUUAUCGAAAAUAUAAAUGUCCUUACGUGUCAGUAAGUCCAAACCAAAAUGUUUCGAAAUGGAAUGUUGUUCAGAAUCUUGUUUUCAUAAUGUUUAAUAAAAACUUCUGUCAAAUGCUUCA
Molecule: messenger RNA, 3910 nt
Organism: Megalobrama amblycephala (Wuchang bream)
Lineage: Eukaryota; Metazoa; Chordata; Actinopteri; Cypriniformes; Xenocyprididae
Gene: mafaa
Product: v-maf avian musculoaponeurotic fibrosarcoma oncogene homolog Aa
Exons: 2
Coding region: 959-1933 (324 amino acids)
Biological process (GO): regulation of transcription by RNA polymerase II
Cellular component (GO): nucleus
Molecular function (GO): RNA polymerase II cis-regulatory region sequence-specific DNA binding; DNA-binding transcription factor activity, RNA polymerase II-specific
Source: RefSeq, a predicted model, not a curated record